This is a messenger RNA of Paramuricea clavata, 6164 nucleotides long. Lineage: Eukaryota; Metazoa; Cnidaria; Anthozoa; Malacalcyonacea; Plexauridae. The record is from the annotation of a GenBank genome assembly.
AUGGACUUUGUGAAUGAAUCAUAUUUUACUCAGAUAUGUUCCGCGUAUAUUGCAACCUUCCUGUGCGGUAUCUCUGUUAGGAAUCUGGAGUGGAAUGAUCAUACACCCAAGCAGAUUACUUUAAUAGCUAGAUAUCACCUUUACUACACAAUGAUAAAGUUUAUUAAGAACCCUGAGCUGAUGAAAGCAUACGAUCUAAGUGGAAUGAAAGGAUAUCUUCCAGUUAGUAUUCAGUCUUUCAAUGGGGCUAGUCAUGGAGGUGGAACAUAUUUAAGGCUGGUUGGGUAAACUACUCGAAUUCCGAUGAUCUUCACUUCAUACCGUACGAGUCUAACGGCAUGACACAGGUUGGAGUACAAUUGCUUAUGGAUAGUGUGGAAAGUUAUGUUUAUUCUGUAUUGGGAGCUCAAGCUAAAACAAGAUGGAGUAUUGUUAGUAGUCAAUUAGGUAAGUCCCUCCAAACGCAACAGGCUUUUAGAAGAAUAGUUAAUGACACUGUGGUGCAGACUAAUGUGAACGUUACUAUUAGCAAUAUGAGGACAGCUAUAAGGGACACUAAUAUGAUACUGAAUAUGGCAAUCAAUCCUAACAUAAUACUGAUUCCCUCUAGACUCAUCAUCCUUGAAACACCUAUUCCUGGAUAUAAUAAUAUACUCUCAAGUCCUACAAAAACGACUACCUUUGGGAUCAACACUAAACUAAACUAUGUUGGAGUCAAACAACCUGAUCCUCCAAGGAAACAGCUUCAGGAUAGUUCACCUGUGCAACAUCUUGAUACCCUUAAGGGAAACACAGUGGUUCCCAAAAAGAUUGCGAAGGUGUACACAACUCUUCCUGCUAGUGGUGCACCUAUUGUACGGCACAAAACGGUUGGAUCCUCAGGUAGCAAUGUUUUGGUUGGACUUGGUAUUGGAGCAUCUGCUGUUUUCCUUCUCCUGAGGACUGUAAUGUGAAACAUUGUGAAACGUCCAAUCUCCCUGUUAUCAAUUUUUAAUAAAUUAUUAGAAAAAUUGAUGUGUAAAAGGUUAACUAACUAUAUUGAAAGAAUAGAAAUUCUUUAUAAGGGACAAUUUGGAUUCAGGUCAAAGCACUCUACAGUACAAGCAGUCAUAUCGAUUACCGAUAAAAUCCAAAGAGCAAUUGAGGAUGGUUUGUUUUCUUGUGGAUUUUUUUUGGAUCUAAGUAAAGCUUUUGAUACUGUUAACCACCAAAUAUUAAUAACUAAACUUGAGCAUUAUGGUAUAAGGGGAAUAACAAAAGAUUGGUUUAUUUCAUACUUAGAAAAUCGAAAACAAUUUGUAUCCAUAGGAAGUUCAGUAUCCAACGAGCUUGUUGUCCCUUGUGGUGUCCCACAAGGAUCUGUACUCGGCCCACUGUUGUUUCUUCUGUAUAUGAAUGAUUUCAAUAAUAGUUCAAAGGUUUUCGAUUUUCAUCUUUUUGCUGAUGAUUCUAAUCUGUUUUGUACAAACAAGAGUGUUUUGGACAUGGAACAAGUUAUUAAUGAUAAUAUUGUAAAUAUUAAUUCCUGGCUUAACUGUAAUAAACUUUCCCUUAACAUUGAUAAGACAAAUUUUGUUAUUUUUCAUCCACCUCAAAAGAAAAUUACAUCCACAAUAAAAAUAUUUAUUAAUCAAGUACAAAUUAAACAAGAAACUAGUCUCAAGUAUUUAGGAAUCUACAUAGACUAUAAUCUUAAUUGGAAAAGUCAUAUUCAACAUAUUUCGAAAAAAAUCAAGAGAAGUAUUGGAAUGUUGUGUAAAAUUCGCCAUUUUGUUACCUCACAUGUAAUUACAAUUUUAUUAUUCCUUAAUUUACCCAUAUUUGACAUAUGGAAUAACGUUGUGGGGAAACACCUAUAUUUCAAAUCUUAAUCCAAUAAUAACCUUACAAAAAAGAGUAGUCCGAAUUAUUACCUUUUCUAAAUUUGAUGAUCAUUCUAGUCCUUUAUUUAAAAAUCUUAAUAUUUUGAAGCUCGUUGAUCUUGUUUUUCUAAACAACGCUUUAUUCAUGUAUGAUUAUCAUAACGGGAAUCUUCCUGCCACAUGUAAUAACAUAUUCAAACAGGUUGCAUCAGUACAUAUUAUAUUGACAAAAUAAGAACUAUGGCAAAUUCAGUCUUCAAUUUCAGGGUCCUAAAGUAUGGAAUGAUAUUGAUGAUAAAUAUAAAACUCUUAGCAAAUCAUCUUUCAAGAAUAACAUUGUGGAAAAUAUGAUUUUCAUUUACUAGCGCUGCCACAAGUAUUCAUGAACAUAUACUUUUAUAAUUAUACAAAAUGAUAUAAAACUCAUUAUUUCAUUUAUUUUAUAAAAGGUCACUAGACUGGUUUAGUCUUCACUAUUUCUGGUGACCUGUGCCAUAAUAUUUAUAUUAAAAAAAAAAUCAUAUAAUGUUAUUUUACUUGGUUGGUGUGAAAUAAAUUGAUGUUGUUGUUGUUGUUGUUUCAUAAGAUGGCUCUCUAUCAGAGAUAUGAUGGCAGUAAAAUUAAUGUUAAUAUAUCAGGUGGAAGUGGAGUUGAUAAAAAUGGAUUUACAAUGAAGGGUGACAUUGAGAUGGACGGAAAUGAGGUGAAAGGUUUGGGUGCACCCACAGAUGAUACAUCUGCUGUUACUAAAAAGUGGGUUGAUGAUGAGAUCGUUAAACAGGCCUCUGUUACAGUUCAACCUGCUGGUUUUACUAUGACAGGAAACAUUAGUAUGGGAGAUAAUAUGAUCACUAACAUUACCCCAGGUAGUGACGCUAACAAUGCUGCAACACUUGGUUACGUUAGAAAUCAAAGUAUAAAGCACCUUCCACUUGAUGGAACGAGAGCAAUGUCGGGUAAUCUCAAUAUGGGAUCCAACAAAAUUAGAGCUUUAGGUAAUCCUACAACUAAUCGGUCCGCUGUUACUUUGGAAUACAUGACUGGAGCUCUAAAUAGACCUGUCUCUGGACUGGACAUUGCUGGAGACAUUGAUAUGAAAAACCAUGAGAUCACAAACCUUGUUAACCCAACAACGGAUAAGUCAGCUGUGAAUAAGAAGUGGGUCACUGAUCAUGUGAGUGGAAGUUCUCUCACUAAUAGUGGCUUUACAAUGACAGGUAAUAUUGACAUGGGAGGGCACAGUAUAACGGGACUUGCAGGGGGUUCUGUGGGAGACACAGCUGCACUUUCAAGUAAGACGAUAGACACUUGGGGGUUACAGUUUGUGAAACGUGAUGGUGGUACGCUAGCAAGUAACCUUGAUGCUAACAGUUUUGAGAUAACUCGUGUGGCUAACCCAACAACUGACGGGUCUGCUGUCUCCAAGAAGUGGGUCACUGAUCAUGUAAGUGGAAGUACAAUGAAUACGGGAGGAUUCACGAUGACAGGUAGUAUUGACAUGGGCGGACACACUAUUGAGAAGCUAAGAGUGUCCUCUCGUAGUAACCCCAAUAGGGAAUCUGUACCUAACGUUGGAUGGAUCAUGGAUAAGUUCAUGAGUAAGAUGGGCGGUCUGGUGGAAGGUGAUCUUGACAUGGGAGAUUCAAGUGGAAUUGUGGAUUUAAGGGACCCCGUUAAUGAUAAAGAUGCUGUGAACAAAAAAUGGGUGGAGAGUAACUUUGCCCCUUCUAUUCCGUCUGGGAAGUACAUAGAAAAGCAUCACAAGGUGGUACAGUGGGUGUGGGGUUAUCGUGGAGUUGCAAAUGCUGAUACCAAGUAUCACGCUUACUGUCACGAUCAGAUUCCACCUUCAUGGAGAAUCGAUACUAUUAACAAUCUGACUAACAUUAAUUUGGAAUCAAUCACAGUCAAGUCUGACGCUCCGCUUCUCACAGACAUUACUAAUGUGAACCUAGAACUGAUUCUACGUGUGUCAAUCUAUGUGAAGCAGUCCAACGGUAAAUUCGCACAGCAGACAAAGGAUAUUGUCCUUGGAACUAUCGAUUUGACUAGGCUUCAGAAUUGUUACUUUCUCGGCACAUAUCAGAGUGAUGGUGCAAGUGGAGCUUGCUGGGUAUUCAAAGGGAACAGUGAAUAUUACAUUGGUGGGCAUGCUGAGUUGGUUGACAAUACGAUGGCAUGGUGUGUGAUAGUCAAGCCUGAACAAUCAAUGCCCACUGGAAAGAGCAUGGAUAUGUCCUUCUGUUGGUGUCUGUUGUAUUCGGGAUCAAAUGGUGGAUAAGAUGUUUAAUAUCAUAAUGUAGAAUGUCGUGCUCAGAUGGUGAAAAGUGGCGGUCAUGUUUUUCUUGCAUUGAUAAAAUAUAUGGCUGUCGCAAGGGGUCUAAGAAAAAUAAACUUCUCAGUAUCCAAUGAAAUUAAGGUUGAAGUGACCGCACAGGGUGAAAAACAUGAUGCAAAGUGGGUGUCUGAAUCAAAUGAGAGAAAGGUCUAUGUACCACACAGUGUAAAUUCUGAGGGAGUCGGUGAAGCUUCACAGUGAGGUAUUAUGAUGAUGUGGGGUAAUUGUAGUGUAAACGUUUGGUGUGUGGUUAUGAGGAUCACACAGGAGCUAUGUGACCGCUAAAGCGAUCCCGAAGCUCCUCAAGUAAGUGUAACGAAAACGAUGUAGGAUCAACCUAGCGGGCAGCAAUUCGGUGGAUCUUUAACAAGAAAACAAGUAUGCAAAUCUGGUGCUCACACAGGAGUACCCUGGAACCAGAGGGUAUUUAUUUUCACCUGUUUUGAAUAACUCUCUGGUGAAAUUGGCUGGGUUUUUGGGGUCACAUUCCACACAUAACUUUCAAAAUUGGAAGCUAGAAGUUGAUUGGUUGCUGACUAGGUUCGAUAGACUACGUGUUCUGAUUGGAUAUUGUAAGCACAUAGCCUGGAUAUUGUAAGCACAUAGCAAAUUUUACUGUAAAACAAGAAAUCAAGAAUUGAAAAAUUUGAAAUAUCUAUAAACGAACAAGAGUUGAAAGAAGCAGUUCAGGCUACUCAUCAAUACAGCGCCUUGUCCAAUUUGAUUGAUCGUAAAGAUGUAUUUUGCAUACUGCCUACCGGUUAUGGGAAGAGUUUAAUAUUCCAAAUAGCACCGAGUGUAGCACAACGAUUUGGAAAAACCCACAAUUUCCCAGAGAAACCCAUCUUAAUAGUCAUUUGCCCAUUGAACUCUUUGAUUGACUCUCAUGUCCGUGAACUAAGAAAGCGUGGAUUCAGUGUUACUUCACUGUCAAACGAAGAGGACGAGAAAGCAAUUCUAGAUGGAGAGUUUACAUUCGUAUUUUGUAAUCCCGAGUCUAUUAUUCGAAGUGCGAAAUGGAGAGAAAUGGUUUCAUCAGAAAUAUACCAGGCAAAUUUGCUUGCUUUUGUAACAGACGAAGUUCACGUCGUCCCAAAGUGGUGGGUUAAUUAAUAAAUUUAUAUACAGAUUUUCUUAAGCCCUUUGCCUUGUUUGUAUUUAUAAACUGGCAGGCAGAUUUCGAUAUCAUUUUUAAUCACAUAUUUGCAGAUCAUAUAAUUACAAUAAUUUGCUAUAAUCAGCCCAACAGGAGGGCCAGCCCUCCCUGUAGGGCUCAUGUAAACACCGACAGUGUUUGAACCCGAGAGUAUGUAUAAAGUACAACAUAAUUUGUUUUUAUGUAUGUACAUUAUACUUCUUCACUGAAUUAGGAAAAAACAUCUAGUAUCUGUAUAUGAGCUAACAACUUUAUAAAUUUUAAUACUGUAAAGGAUAGAAAAUAUUUAUAUUUAAUACUGUAAUUUAUUUGUUUUGGUGGAGAAAUCCAGAAUAAUUUUUGUCUUAUCAUAUGUAGGGGAUUUGGAAAAGGAGAAAGAGCAGCUUUUCGAGAAUGCUUUUCCUGUCUAUCUGAACUUAGGUCACUUGGUCCUCAAAGACCGCUUGCACCAGUUUUGGCUCUUACCGCUACUGCAACAAAGAAAAUUCAAGAAACUGUACUCCAAGUCUUAUCAUUCAGGCAAGAUUAUGCCCUAAUAGAGGAAACACCAAAUAGAACAAAUAUCUAUUUGUCUAAGGCACAAAUUGGCAAGAAUUUAAAAUUGGCCUUUCAGUUUCUACUUGAUAAACUUAAAAAGGAGAAACAAGACAUGGAGAGAACUAUUGUUUACUGCAAAUCAAUAAAGCUGUGUGCAUCUCUGUAUUCAUUGUUCAGAAUUGAACUUGGUUCUGAUGCAUACCCCAUUGACAUGGAACCAAAUCUAAAAAUUGUUUGUUUGGAAUGUUUCACCAUUGCACAAGAGAAAUAA